ACUUGUUCUGCAAGGACUGAAUAGUACAACGGUAAAAAACAAGAUUAAAAACCAUUUCUGAUAUUUUUUUCAUUUUUAUGCAAAAAAAUAAAUUAUAAUGACAAGACAACAUUUUAUGAUGGAUCAACUAUGGCCCCCUUGGAACGAGCUGUCAAGUGUGACCUUUUCUGUAAAAAAAAUCCAUUUUAGAUCCUUUGCGGUUGUACAAAGGGUCAGUGUACUAAAAAAAAGCUUUAUCAUUGUUAACAAAAAUAACACAAAUGGAGCCUAACAUUUCAAAAGGGCACAACACUUUUGUAAACAAUAGUGUAUCCCUUUCACUCGUCUGACAGUUUGCAUAAAGUGUGAGAGGGAUACACUCUUGUUUGCAAAACACACACACACACACACACACACACACACACUCCCAAACGUGUGUGUUGAUAGUGUGCGUGAGCACCGUGUAAAAAGUGACAGUUCAUCACUUUUUAGUUUAACUUUGUCAAACCAACGGGGCACACGAGCGUCAAACGAAAAAGUGACCAACCACCGGGGGUUGGCUGUAAUCGUUUUUUUGCGGGCAGCUGUCAGUUUUGGCGCGUUUUGAAAAAAGAACAGGUUGAAGAGUCCGUUUUUUCAUUCCACAAUCCACGAGCAGACCGGGAAGUUGCUGUUAAAAUUCGCGGCCAGGAAUAGAGUUUGCUUCUGUCACGUUUCCUCGAAGUCUCAACCAUGAACUUUAGCACCGGUUCCGGCGCGUUCAACCCGCGCUCGGCACGUGGCGCCAACGACGAGCACAAAUCGGAGGGCGUGCUUCCGGUGAUGCUGCGUCACAUCCAGGAGUCGCCUGAGGAGGGCAUCGAGCUGUUCGGCUACCAGUACGCAACGGUGACGUUCGUAGCAAUAGUCCGGCAAAUCGUCCAAACCCCGACGAAGGUCACGUACCGGAUGGAGGACCACACUGCCCAGCUCGAUGCGCAUCGCUGGAUUGAUGAAGAGCAUCCGGACCAGAACGACAUUCCGGUGGUCCGUAUCAACAGUUACGCGCGGGUGGUUGGCUCCGUGCGCAACGAGGGCAAGGGCAGUGACAGAGUGAAGGCGGUUAUGAUCUUCAAGAUCUCGCAGGUCGAUUCGCCGAAUGAGAUCACGACGCACCUGCUGGAGGUGUUGAACGCCCGGUAUAAAGGAGAAGAGUAUGCAAAGAAAGCCGGAAUCAGCGGAAUCGGUGGCUCCAGAGAAGAAAUCGCCGAAGCAAACUCGAUGGGGCUGUCCAGAGCGCAGAUGGUCGUUUACAAGGCCAUCAAACAUCACAUAUCGGACAUUGGGAUCAGCCGAGAGGAGCUGCAGGCCAAAUUCCCGCACAUUAGCCCGACGGAGAUGACGAGAAUAAUCGAUGAGAUGAUUCAGGAGGGCCUCGUUUACACCAGCGCGGACGUCGAUCACUUCCUGUGCGUUACGUAAAGCGCCAAAGGUACUUUCUCUUAUGAUUUAUACCACAAACUAUGUCACAUUAAAAUCGGUAGCGGUAUGAAGUUUGGAGUCUUCUAAUUUUUUCCACAAUAAUGGAACCGUGGUGUAGAGGUAAACGUGGUUGCCUCUCACCCAGU
Molecule: messenger RNA, 1586 nt
Organism: Culex pipiens pallens (northern house mosquito)
Lineage: Eukaryota; Metazoa; Arthropoda; Insecta; Diptera; Culicidae
Product: replication protein A 32 kDa subunit-like
Exons: 3
Coding region: 712-1440 (242 amino acids)
Biological process (GO): double-strand break repair via homologous recombination; DNA replication; nucleotide-excision repair
Cellular component (GO): site of double-strand break; DNA replication factor A complex; chromosome, telomeric region
Source: RefSeq, a predicted model, not a curated record